This is a messenger RNA of Penicillium cosmopolitanum, 6345 nucleotides long. Its product is annotated as type I polyketide synthase. Gene Ontology annotation, molecular function: 3-oxoacyl-[acyl-carrier-protein] synthase activity; fatty acid synthase activity. The transcript has 5 exons. Gene Ontology annotation, biological process: fatty acid biosynthetic process; secondary metabolite biosynthetic process. NCBI's taxonomy places the organism in Eukaryota, Fungi, Ascomycota, Eurotiomycetes, Eurotiales, Aspergillaceae. The coding region runs from base 1 to 6345 and encodes 2114 amino acids. The record is from RefSeq and is a predicted model, not a curated record.
AUGGCUGAAUCAUUCAAGCUGUAUGUAUUCGGGGAUGAGACUGGGGACUUUGCAGAGUCACUACAAAGGCUAUGUGAGCGACGGAAGGAAGUUCUCCUCCUGCAUUUCUUAGAAGAGCUUAACAAGGUUCUGAGAGAUGAGAUACGCCGACAGCCUCGCGACGUGCGCGUGCAGAUUCCAGAGUUCACAGAUGUGCUGGAUCUUGUCAGACGAUAUCGUCGCUCAGGAUCCCGCAAUCAGAUCCUCGAGACCACUCUGACUUGCGUGUGCCAAUUGGCAACUGUCAUCAGCUUUUUCGGCAACAACGCAUCUCAAUACUUUACUCCCUCCGACAGUGCUUUCGCUGGAUUUUGUACUGGAUUGUUGUCGGCCUCGUCGGUAGCUACCAGUCAAGACACUUUACAGUUGAUCUCCAACGCUUUGACAACUGUCAGAGUAGCUUUCCGUAUUGGCGUCAAGGUCGAUGGAGCUGCUCAACGAUUGUCGAAGGAUGGCGAUUCUGCUGUCACCCAGAGCUGGACAACACUCAUAAUAGGGGCUCAGAAAGAGGCCUCUAUCGCGGCGCUGACACAAUUCAAUGAAUCUAAUGGUAUUCCAAAGGCUAAUCAGGCCUACAUAAGCGCGAGCAGUAAAGAUGUGGUUUCGAUUAGUGGGCCUCCGGACACUACUGCCUCUCUGCUUCAGCAUUCAGAAUACCUUCAGAAAUUCAGGAGAGUCUCGCUUGACAUAUUUGCACCUUUCCAUGCACCGCAUCUAUACGGCGAUGACGAUGUUGCAGAAGUGUUGCAGCCAUUAUCUCACAAGGGUGAGAAGAGAAAGUUCUUCAUCCCCGUCAUCUCAGGCUUCGGGACUCGAUACUCUCCAGAUUUGGAUGUUGAUACUCUUAUGGUGGAUGUCGUGAGAGACAUCUUAAUCCGACCACUCUCAUUUGAGAAUGUCAUGAGCACAGUCACAGAAACUACGACAGCUUCGCCACAAAAGGAUUGUCAAAUCUUCUCCGUUGGGCCGUCUCAGGCGAUACACAGUCUUGCAUCAACUCUGAAAGAAGAUACCUCUUUCAAUGUGACCACAGAAGGGCAAAUUCACACGAAAAAGCCCGACUACGAGCCUUUGAAUGGAUCUCAGAAGAUUGCUAUCGUUGGAAUGGCAGGUCGCUUCCCCAACUCUGAAGAUCUCGAAAGCUUCUGGAGUACAUUACAGCAGGGAUUGGACCUACAUCGACGGGUUCCUCCCGACCGUUUCGACAUCGAUACACACUACGAUCCCACUGGGAAAAAUCUCAAUUCUAGUCACACUCCGUACGGCUGCUUUAUUGAGAGGCCAGGUCUAUUCGAUCCACGUUUCUUCAAUAUGUCCCAACGGGAAGCCUAUCAAACAGAUCCUAUGGGAAGACUUGCACUAGUGACAGCAUAUGAAGCUCUCGAAAUGUCAGGUUUUGUACCUGACAGAACACCAUCUUCCAUGUUGAAUCGGGUUGGUACCUUUUAUGGACAAACAAGUGACGAUUGGCGGACACUCAACGCCGCAGAGAAGAUUGACAUGUACUACAUCCCGGGAACGAUUCGAGCUUUUGCCACUGGUCGAAUCAACUAUCAUUUCAAAUUCAAAGGACCAAGUUACAACGUUGAUACAGCCUGUUCGUCCAGCUUUGCUGCAAUUCAACUGGCGUGUACGUCCUUAUUGGCAAAGGAAUGCGAUACUGCUCUGGCCGGAGGACUGAAUGUCAUGACAACGCCAGAUCUCUUCGCAGGUUUGAGUCGCGCACACUUUUUGUCCAAGACCGGGUCUUGCAAAACCUUUGAUGAUGGCGCAGAUGGCUUCUGUCGUGGCGACGGUGUUGGUACAGUUGUAUUAAAGAGGCUUGAAGAUGCCGAGGCUGAUAACGAUCCAAUUUUGGCUGUCGUUCUAGGCACGGCAACAAAUCAUUCCUCUGAGGCAGUCUCAAUCACCCGACCUCACGGACCGGCCCAGGAAUUUCUCUACAGAAAAAUCCUGAAUCAUACAGGUGUGGACCCUGUUGAUGUUAGUUACGUGGAGAUGCACGGCACAGGAACGCAGGCCGGUGAUGGAACUGAGAUGAAGUCCAUCACAAAUGUUUUUGCUCCACGAGACCAAGGUCGCCGCAAACCAGAUCAAUUGAUGCAUGUUGGUGCGCUCAAAUCAAACAUUGGUCAUGGUGAAGCUUCUGCCGGCGUGGCAUCUCUGAUCAAAACUGUCAUUAUGAUGCAAAAGAAUGCUAUCCCUGCCCAUGUUGGUAUCAAGACUACCAUGAACAAAACGUUCCCUCAUGACCUGCACGAAAGAGGUGUUCGCAUUGCUUUCAAAGAAACCCCCUGGCUUCUUGACAGAGAUCCCAGAACAAGCUUCGUUGUUUCGCUAAGCGCCAAGUCAGCAUAUUCUCUAGACCAGAAUAUCAAUCGACUUGCAGCUUAUCUCGAAGCAAACCCGGACACAUCUUUGCCCGCGUUGUCAUAUACAACCACUGCCAGACGAAUUCACUACCCACAUCGUGUCUCUUACGCAGUGAGAAGCAUCCCGGAAACAAUAAAAUCAUUGAGGUCAACCCAGCCUAAGGCGAUCAAGCCCGAUCCGAUAAACUCUGGUAAAAUCGCUUUUGCAUUCACCGGGCAAGGCUCGCAUUACACAGCUCUCGGAAAACAACUUUUUGAGGAUUCACAAACCUUCCGAAAUGAUGUGAUGGAAUUCAACAGAACUGGUCAGAAGGAAGGCUUCCCUACUUUCUUGCCCCUAAUUGACGGCUCUGAGGAAGUCGGGUCACUCUCGUCAGUUGCACUCCAGCUUGGGCAAACAUGCGUUCAGAUGGCACUUGCGCGGCUCUGGCAGUCUUGGGGCAUCACACCAAAAUUUGUUCUUGGCCACAGCCUCGGAGAGUAUGCUGCACUGAAUGUAGCUGGUGUAUUAUCUGCCAGUGAUACAAUUUACCUCGUUGGCCGAAGAGCUCAGCUUCUGGAGGAGCUUUGCGUCCCGGGCAGUCAUAAGAUGUUAGCCAUUGCAGCAUCUGUCAGCUCUGUUAAAGAGACUCUGGGUGACAAGGACAUUGAAGUCGCUUGCAUCAAUGGCCCCAAUGGGACUGUCAUCAGCGGCUCCGCAGAGCAAAUGGAGACUUGCUCCAAAACACUCAAGGCCAUCAACAUCAAGUGUUCAUUGCUAUCGACAGCUUAUGCCUUCCAUUCGGCACAGAUUCAAGUCAUCGUUGAGCAAUAUAGAAAAGCGGCAAGCUCAGUCAGUUUCGGAACUCCAAAUAUUCCCGUUAUCUCUCCUCUACUCGGGGAUGUUGUAACUGACGGCAAUGUCUUUGGAACGGAUUAUCUGUGCCGUCAAGCUCGAGAAGCUGUGAACUUUAUGGAUGCACUCAAAGCUGCCGAGUCAAAAGGAGUUGUUGAUAACAACACAAUUUGGCUUGAAAUUGGUCCCGCGCCUGUCUGCUCUACUUUCAUCAAAUCAUGCCUCGGAAGCAAGGCAUUGACUUUGACGUCGCUCCGCCAGCAAGAAGAUGCAUGGAAGACAUUGUCUGACACACUUAGCAACCUAUACUCCAGGGGACUUUCAAUCGAAUGGGAAGAAGUUCAUCGUGAGUACGAGGCUUCUCACACCGUGCUAGCUCUUCCGAGCUACCGUUUUGAGGAGAAAAACUAUUGGCUCGACUACAACAACAACUGGUGUCUGACUAAAGGCCAAAAGCUUGUCGAGUCAGCCGCUCCAAAGCGUUGGAAGCACUAUUUGUCAACACCGUCUGUUCAGAAGGUAACCAAGGAAGAUUUUGGAAAAACAAAGAUUACCGUUGUUGCCGAAUCGGAUCUGUCAGAUCCCGAUCUGAACCACGCAGUGAAUGGCCAUUUGGUGAAUGGAUCAGCUCUUUGUCCAGCAGGUGUUUACGCUGAGUCGGCGUUGACGUUGGCGGGCUACAUCUACAAUAAGAUCAAGAAGACAGAAAGCAUCGGCAUGGACGUGCGUGCUCUGGAAAUCAUGAAACCUCUCAUCGCCAAAGGUCGUAAUCAAAAGGAGAAGCAAGUCUUCAGAAUAACUGCCACCGCCGACCAACCUCUGAAACUAUUGAAGAUCAGUUAUAACAGUGUCUCUGCUGACGGCAGCUUGGGAGUGUUGCAUGCUACCUGUAAGGUUGAGUACGGAGACACCAAGAUCUGGCAUGCGGAAUGGUCGAGACUGGCAUAUCUCGUCCGAUCGCGGAUCAACGUUAUGAAUGACGGUGUCAAAGGUCACCAGUAUCAGAAAAUCGACCGCAAACAAGCCUACGAAAGUUUCUCAGGCUUCGUUGAGUACGACAAACAAUACCAUGGGAUGAAGGAGGUAGUCAUGGAUCAGAAGAACCUCGAAGCCACCUCAAAAUUGGAAUUCCAGCCGUCGAAUGAUUAUGGUGAAUUUGAGAUAGACCCUCGGUUCAUCGACAAUAUCUCCCAUCUUUCAGGAUUUAUUCUGAACGGAUCCGGCACAACGGACACCAAAAAGCAAGUUUACGUAUCUCACGGAUGGGAUCAUCUACAAAUUGCUCAGCCUCUAUCAAGCAGCAAGUCUUACAGCAAUUAUGUCAAAAUGCACGAGGUCCAGAAAGCUACCAUGUCGGGUGAUGUCUACAUUUUUGAUGGAGAAGAGAUGGUUGCGCUCGUAGGAGGUGUGAAGUUCAAGGCUAUCCCCCGAGCUGUCGUCGAUCAACUCUUACCUCCUCCCAAGGGGGUCACGACAUCCUCUUCUCGAAAGGCUGCCACCAAAGAUAAGCCUGUCAAGGACUCGAAACCCGUGAAAGAGUCCGUUGCUCAACAAAAAACAAAGUCAACUGUGACUAAAGUCAGCCAAAAGCCACAGGCUCCAGCGAGGAGCUGGGCGUGGAGCCGUCGGAGCUUCAAAGAUGACACCACCUUUGCUGAUAUUGGGCUGGACUCCCUCAUGUCGCUCUCAAUCACAGGACGUCUUCGCGAGGAACUUGAAUUGGAGGCUAUCCCGUCCUCGUUGUUCACGGAUUUCCCAACCAUCGGCCCGGUGAAAGCAGUGAUCAUGGAGCUUACGGACAGUUCUUCCGAUGGAACUACGACACCUACCACUGAUGAAGAAGGCCCGACUACGCCAGAUGCAGAUGAGACUGAAUCGCUCAAGGAGAUUCCUCUUGAAUCCGCACCAGCGAAUCCAUCUUCCAGCGAAGCUAUGGAUGGGCUGCUAACCAUCGUCUGUGAAGAGAUAGGUAUAGACCUGGCGGAGUUGCUCGAGGUGCAGCAAUUUGCUGAAGCUGGUGUUGACUCUUUGAUGUCACUUACCAUCACUGGGAGAGCUCGUGAGGAUUUGGACAUGGACAUUUCGUCCUCGUUCUUCGUGGACUAUCCUACUGUCGACCAGGCAAGAUUGGCCAUUGUAUCUCUCAUGGGUAGUGGUGAUUCUCUCGUGGGUAGCGAUGAUCAUACCGGAACCACUACACCAUACAGCGUCAACGAUGAUGCGAAAUCAUCAACGACCUCUUUGACUGCAAGCUCGGUAGUUGCAGCCAGCGUUAAGCCUGACUACAACUUGGAAGUGCAAGACAUCAGUCAGUCCACUCAACCUGCAACAUCAAUCGUACUGCAAGGGAGUCUGAAGACUGCUUCAAAGACUUUAUUCCUGUUACCCGAUGGAUCAGGUUCGGCAACCUCAUAUGCUGCUCUUCCCAAAAUCUCACCAGAUCUAUGUGUCAUCGGUCUCAAUUGCCCUUUCAUGAAAACUCCUUCCGAGUACACAGCCGGAAUCGAAGGAGUUGCUUCACUGUACCUUUCUGAAAUCAAGCGAAGACAGUCCGAAGGUCCAUAUAUUCUCGGAGGAUGGUCUGCUGGUGGCGUGUUGGCGUAUGCCGUGGCAUGCCAACUGAUCGAAAUCGAGGAAGAGAUUGAGGCUCUCCUCUUGAUCGACUCGCCAUGCCCAAUCAAUCUCCAGCCACUACCAUCUGAGCUACUACAUUUCGUCGACUCAUUGGGAUUACUGGGGGUUCAAGGAUCAGCACCAAACUGGUUGAUCCCCCAUUUCGAGGCAUCAGUCAGGAACCUUGCCGAUUUCAUACCAUAUCCCAUGGAUCCGGAAGAAGCACCAAGAACACAUAUCAUCUGGGCUAGUGAUGGACUUGUCUCGGAAUCGGAUGAGAAGCAGUUUCCGAGAUCUGAUGCCGAGGCGAAGAGUGUCAAGUUCUUACUUGAUGAUAGACAGAGCCUCGGAACCUAUGGAUGGGAGAAGUUGAUCGGCUCGGAAAACAUCAGCGUGGAAUUCAUGGAGGGCAAUCAUUUCACAAUGAUACGUGAACCAAAGGUAAAGCAAUUGCCAACUAUUCUAGAUCGCAUCAUUGGGGCAUAA